This is a messenger RNA of Rhagoletis pomonella (apple maggot), 1043 nucleotides long. RefSeq lists its product as uncharacterized. Gene Ontology annotation, cellular component: SLIK (SAGA-like) complex; transcription factor TFIID complex; SAGA complex. The record is from RefSeq and is a predicted model, not a curated record. Gene Ontology annotation, molecular function: RNA polymerase II general transcription initiation factor activity; transcription coactivator activity. NCBI's taxonomy places the organism in Eukaryota, Metazoa, Arthropoda, Insecta, Diptera, Tephritidae. Gene Ontology annotation, biological process: RNA polymerase II preinitiation complex assembly; transcription initiation at RNA polymerase II promoter.
GGAAAUUAAGAAAAUUGCUGUAAAAAGCCACCACCAAAUCUAUUCGACACAUUAUGAAAUCAAAUAAUUUAAAUUCAGCGGAGGAUUCAACGAAAGCGUCGCAUAGUAAAUCAUGCAAAAAGUCCACCAAAUCGCGUACGAAAUCUUCGAAAAGUGAGUCAACUAGUGGUAGUAAUGCAAAAGGUUCUUCGGCCAUCAAUAAUCAAAAAAACCUUUUGCCCAAUGCAACUACACCCACUACGCCUACGAGUAAUUUAUGCAAUUUAUUUGAUUUUCCCUUGAACGCGAUUACAAAUAGCGGUAGUGGGGCAAAUACUGCUGAUACCAGUAACAUUUCAAGGAAUCACUUCAAAAGUUAUGCUGGUCUGGAAGGGCGCUCAGUGAAAAUUAUUUGGGAGCAAUAUGAUCAAAGUGAUUUGGAACUUUCUGCGGAAGUGAGUGCGCAAAUCGCGGAGGAUGUCUCAUAUAAGUUAUGGGAAUUAGUGAAUAAUAUAAAAACAUAUACGCGGCAUUCGGGUGGCCAAGUUACGUAUGAUUUGGUAAAUGAGGUAUUGGCCACCGCAGACGCCCCUCCUGCAUUGGGUGCACUCGAUACCGAAUGGGAUCGCAUUGACUAUGACGACAGCUACUUUUUUUACUCGGAUAGAAUUAUUGAGCUGCGUGAGGAGUAUCAAAAAGAAGUGACUAUAGUUUCAGAUGACCCUGAUUACGCAUGUACUUGCCCAAUUGAUGAAAAGCAAAUUGAGCUUAUCAAAAAAUGUAUACCAAGUUUAAUCAAAGUUGUUCUGUAUGGUGAUGCGAAUAAGAUGGAUAAAGCCCUCUCUUGCGCCGUGUCCUCUCCUUUUUUCGGUUCUUGCUACCGUAUUAUCCUAUCUAAACUCGUACAAAUUCUGGCUUCUAAACAAAAUGAAGAUAUUUGCUUGCGUGGAUGGCGCCUACUUCGAACUUGUGCAUUUAAUUCAAAUGCACGUUUGCAAAACGUUCGUAUGGAAUUCUUUCAUUUAUCGGAGAUACUUAUCUCGCAGCUGCUCGCACCAUACGAA